AUGGAUGAGAUAUUAAUGUAUUAGCGGAUGGGACCAUCUGCACUGACUCAAUAAUUAAACUCUAAGUAAGAGUCGCCGUGUAAUCUUAUGCUAGAAGAUGAUUAUCAAAUUUAAAGCCAAAGUAAUAUGAUUGAGAAUAAGAGCAUAGAUAUGAACAUGUCUAGGUAUGAAAGUAAAGUAAUAAAAUAAUCUUAUAACAGACUGAAUUUAAGAAACAUGCAUUAUUUUUAACAAAUAGAGCAUUAAGGACAAUUUAAACUUAAAAAUAAUCUCAUUUUUUGUAAAAGUUUAAAUUAUAGUUACAUGUACAUCGAUUCAUAAAUAAUUUAUUCACAAAUUCUUAUAUUCUUAGAAAUACUUAGAAGUUAAAGAUUAAAGAUAAGCUACUUGAAAAAUAAUUCAAUUGUUAAUAAAAGAAAAAAGGUAAUUAAAUAUAAAUUAUUAAGAUUAUGAGAAUAAAUCAGUUAUUCCAAUAUUCUUACCAUCUACUAAUUCAAUUAUGUUAUGGGAUAUUUUAGGAUUUAUAAGUAAUCUAAUGAUGCUAUGGCUUACUCCAUUCUUAGGAGCAUUCAAUAAUUAUUAUAAUGAAACAAUAUCGGUGCUUCAAAUAAUUAUAUUAAUAUAAUUAAUUUUUGAUUUUAUAGCACAAUUUAAUAGAGGCAUAUUUGUAUCUGCAGUUUUGAUAACAAAUAGGAAGAAGAUCAUUAAUUAAUACUUAAAAACAAAUGCUUUAUCAGAUUUCUUAAGAUUAUUUAUAUGGGCUGAUCUCAAAUAUUAAUUAUUAUUCACUUUUUAUUUUGAGAUCAUAAUAGUUCUAUAAAUAUUAUUAAUAUAUUAAAAACUACUCAGAUAUUUAUAAGAAUAUUAUUAUUAAUACAUUUAUUCAAAAGGGGGAUAAAAUUUAGUUUUAGAUUUGGUAUAGUUGAUAAUAUAAAUUUAUUAUUUUGCACAUAUCAUAGCUUGUAUAUGGCAUUAUGUUGGUGAGAAUACUUAACAUUUUCAGAAUUCUUGGAUAAUAGAAAACAAAUUAAAUGAAGAAACAGUAUGGCAUAGAUAUAAUACUGCUUUUUAUUGGGCAACUAUGACUAUGACAACUGUAGGUUAUGGAGAUUUUUCAGCUAAAAACUAAGUUGAAAUGAUUGCUUCUUCAAUAAUUAUGUUUUUUUCUAGUUAUGCUUUUGCUUAUACAAUGAGUUCAAUUGGAAUAAUCCUUAAAAAUGUUUAUGAUACAAAACAAACUUAUAAGUAUGAAUAUAAGUAUAAUUAGAAAGAACCUAAUUUAAAUGAUAUAAUAUAUGAGUAAAAAUUAGGUUGAUGAAUCUACAUAAGGAAGAAUAAGAAACUAUUUGAGAUUCUAAUAAGCAUAAGAGAAAAAAGAAAAUUAAGAUGAAAUUAUAAAUCUUAUUAAUCAAUUGCCAAAAAAUUUAUAAUAAGAUUUAAAUUCAGAUAUAUAAUCUAGAGUAAUUAAAAAGAUGAGUUUAAUUAUAAAUCAUUUUUCCAAGUUUACAUAAUAAAUGGUUGCUAAAAACCUAGAAUUAAUUUAAUUUAUUCCUGGAGAUAUUAUUUAUAAAUAAGGUGAUUAACAUGAAGAUAAUUUGUAAUAUUAUUAUUUAAUUCAGAUAUUUUUUAUCAAGUGGAGAGGCUAUUUUGAAAGAAAUGCAAACUGACUAAAAAUUAAGAUCUGUCAAAAGUUCAUAAUAUUUAGGUUAUUAUUCAUUUUUUACUGGAUUUCCACCUAAAGAAACUGCUAUUUGUUAAACCCCAAGUGAAUUAUAUAAAAUUAGUAGAAAGAAAUUUCUUGAUAUUAUAAGAUAAAAUUAAAAAGAUUCUGAAAUCUUUCAUCAUAUCAAAGAUAAAUUAAUAUUUUCAACUAAUUAUGUACUUUUUGAUCAUAAAUGUAAUUUUUGCAAUCGGUAUAUCCAUUAAGAAAUUGAUUGUCCUUUAAUUUAAUAUAAACCUGAUUUAGAAGCUCUUUUGAAGAAAUAAAAUUUUAAUCAGACUUUAAAUCUUAGAAGAUCAAUUAUUAGAACAAAGAGAAAACAUCAUGCAUUAGGUUAACAUUAACCUAUUGAAUAAUAACUUAAAUUAUUUCAAUAAGACAAUUAAAUUUGUGAUGAUUCAGAUUCUGAUUUAGAAGAAAAAAUAAGAAAUGAGAAAACAUAUUUUUCAGAAUAAUAAAGAAGUUCAUCCUAAUUAUUAUAAAGUGAAGAUGAUGGACAUAUUGAAAAUACUCCACCUAGAUAUACUCAAAAAAGAGUAACAUAACAUUAGGGUCAAUUAAAAUUAUAAAAAAGUAAUUUUUAUUUUUUAUUUAGUGUCAUCUUUUUCAAAAUAAAAAAUAGGAUAAAUUGAAUAGAAAACUUCUUUAAGAAGAAUGUUAAUUUAAAAUGAAGAGUAGAUUGUGAUUAAAAGCUAAAGUAUGAUUGAGGAUAUGCAAUUAUUAUUAUAAAAAUAAUUGAAAUCCUCUUUUAAUUUAGAUAAAGUAAGUAAUACAUUUCAAAGUUAUAUGCCUCAAUAUACAAUUGAAUCAUAAAUUAAAGAAUUACAAAAAGGACAAAAAAAAAGAUUAAGAAGAUAUUGGAAAUAAAAUGAAAAACUUGGUAAAUAUACAUUUUCUAAUAAUGUCAAAGUAUUAGCAUUAAAAAUAAUCAAUUAAGGUAGAAAAUUAAAUAAAUCUUGA
Molecule: messenger RNA, 2680 nt
Organism: Paramecium primaurelia
Lineage: Eukaryota; Ciliophora; Oligohymenophorea; Peniculida; Parameciidae
Source: the annotation of a GenBank genome assembly